This is a messenger RNA of Haliotis rufescens (red abalone), 5103 nucleotides long. Its product is annotated as leucine-rich repeat neuronal protein 1-like. The coding region runs from base 969 to 3050 and encodes 693 amino acids. The record is from RefSeq and is a predicted model, not a curated record. The transcript is spliced from 3 exons. Lineage: Eukaryota; Metazoa; Mollusca; Gastropoda; Lepetellida; Haliotidae. Gene Ontology annotation, molecular function: protein binding.
CACCUCAAUCUGUGCCUUUGGAUUUGACAAUGAUGUUUGACUGUAUAAGAAUUUCUCAUAACUUAAAAUACUAUCCCCAUCUCCAAUCAAAGGAAAACUUUUCCAUUUUCCACUGGAAAGACAAUACAUUUAAUAAUAAUUUUGAAACAAUUAUCGAAAGAUAACAUCUUCAACAUAACAAUGAACUAGAGAUAUUAAGUACACAGGCUUCAAAUGACAUUUGGCGGGAAAUCAAUUUAUCCAUCAGCAGCUUCGUGGCAUGACAAAAUAAAAUGAUGACAACACAAGCAUUGUCUGGUUCCCUUAGGCAGUUAGGACUCAACACCUCAAUACCACUGCUACUGAGUGAGACCCUCGCAGAAUAUCAUACUACAGGAAUCCACAGCCUCUCCUUACAGUGCUGUGGCCCAACUCCUGCGUGAAUAUUCGGCACAUGAUCACUGCUGUGUAUUACAUGAGCAAGUCUGACAAUUGAUCCUUUGAGGAGAGAGUUGGUGAAGAUCUGGCAUCUUGUCAUCUGCUGAUGUGGGAAAUACCUAGCACUGAUGUACUUGACCAAGGCAUCCAGAAGGCAGUGGCUGGGAGGUGGUUACGGGGCAUGUUUCAGUCAAGUUGUCUGAUGUGAGUGUCUUCAAUUUGUUAUACUACUGCGGUCUGAUGCCAGUCUCGGAAUGUGGAUACUAAUUACCUAACAACUGUGCAAGAGAUAUUUAACAGGCACUGGAUUAUACAUCUACACGAGGAAUAAGAUUUGCUAAACAUAUUUCUGUGAGCACAGCGUGAAAACCAUUGUCAUAUGGAAUAUGUGAUUUUCAUGUGGAAAGUUUGCUGCAAUACCCUUGGUGUUCUUAAUUGGAAGGAAAUGUGAAAGGUAUAUGAAAUUUCAAACGACCAAAAUGGCGAAAAGAGUGCACGUGCAGUUAGUCCUAAACGUAACAGGUGGGUAAGAUGUCUGCUUCCCCUCCAGCAUGAGGCCACAAGGGUUUUUCCUUGCAGGGGCUCUGCUGAUGGCUGCCUCGUCUCUCGACAUGACACAGAACCACCCCACCAGGACCUCAUGCCCGAGCACGUGUACAUGCUCCGUUAAAAACUUCCCAAGUUUCAAUGGAAGACUACAUAUGGUUAACUGCAGUAACAGGGAUCUUAGACAGUUCCCAGAAGACAUACCCCCUGACACGGAAGUUCUGCUAUUUCAUCACAACAAUCUGAGAAACCUGUCUUAUAUUCCCUACCUGCCGUACCUGAAAUGUCUUGAUCUGUCCUAUAAUCACAUCCGCUACUUGGAUAAUCAACGGAUUUACGAAAAUGUCCAUUUGCUGAAAGUUCUGAACCUAAAGGGCAAUUCCAUACUUAAACUACAACAUGGUAGCUUUAGCGGUCUCAAAAAUCUUGACGUUCUCGAUCUGUCUUAUAAUGCAUUACAAAUAAUAGAAAUCCAUGCAUUUGGUGGUUUGAAUCAUCUUCAGAAACUCAUAAUCAACAACAACAACCUUUAUGAACUAAAAAGACUAUGGUUACAAUCGAUGUCAUCGGUUACUGAGAUACACAUGGCCAACAACAAGAUCGGAAAACUAGAGCCCAAGGUGUUUGACACGAUGCCUCAUCUUGUCCACCUAGACUUGUCGGGGAAUCAGAUCCAUGGAAUACAUUCUACGUCUUUUACAAAUGUGCAUGGCAUUAAGGUCAUAGAUCUUUCUCGGAACAUGCUGACGCACGUGCCUCAGUGUGUCCUUGACAUUGGAAGGCUGCAGAUUCUGCUGAUGGACUCGAACCAGCUCCAGAGGAUUGAAACUAAUGACUUUACCAACUCCAACAUAACGGAAAUUUCCUUGAGCUUCCAACUCCAGCUGAGAGUCAUUGAAAAAGGUGCUUUUAAGAACCUGCCUCGUUUGCUUAAUCUCAUGAUUCAUGACAACCCAAAUCUCAUCUUCAUUCACCAAGAGGCAUUUCAAAAUGUAUCCCAACUGAAUUCAUUAUUUCUCCACAACAAUAAACUAAUGGCAGUGUCUGUGAAUAUCAAAGAAAGCUUGCCAUCGUUGCAAAACCUCCAUCUCUACCACAAUCCCCUGCACUGUGACUGCAAUGUGUAUUGGAUCAAGAAAGAACUACAAGAGAGUUUGAAUUCCAGUUCCGACACAAGUAUGUACAUCAAAGAAGCUGACAAGCUUUUGUGUGAUUCUCCAACCAGCAAAUCUAACAUGCCGCUAAAGCAGGUCCCACUUUCCCAGUUACCCCCUGUCUGUCCCCCAACUACGCUUCCACUCUUCACAGACUCGUACAACACCACCGUUGGUGAUAAUCUCUAUCUGGAGUGCCAGGCUAUUGGUGUUCCACAACCAAAGAUUCAUUGGCUUUUGCCUGAUGGCACGGUUCUAAACUCCUCCAUGACUAAUGAUCGUGUCAUGUUGGUAGAAGACACUGCCAUAUCUGUUCAUGGCGUUCGGACCUCUGACGAAGGGACGUAUGCAUGUGAGGCCCAGAAUGCUGUGUCGUACGACAUUAGUUCAACUGCUGUGAACGUGCUACAGAAAGAUCUCAAGUUCUAUCCAAUCAGUAUUUCAAAUGACUACAUAACAUUACAAUUAAGAGGAUCCAUAAAAAAGAGUCAACUAGCCAAUUUUCAGCUGAAGUAUAAAGAGAGCAGUGGUGGUGACAGUGAGGUAGUUCCACUGAGUGCAAGACUGACUACAUGUACACUUGGAGGUCUCAAACCUCUAACGACAUAUGAAAUCUGUAUUGUGUAUGAUGCUGAGUUCACUAUCCACUGCCGCAAUAUCACCACCAAACAUGAACUGAGUGUCAAGCAAGGCAUCACACGCAUCACAACACCCAAGAUUAUAGCAGGUGUGUGCACAGUGCUUGGUGUCACAGUCAUCUUGUGCUGCAUCUUCACCGUCAUGAAAAAGUUAAAGAAACGGAAAGACUACGAGGACCCGGAGCCGGACAAGGGCGACGCCCUGUCUCAGAUUCCCCUGGAUAAUCUGUACCAGCCCCCAAGUACCCCUCUGUGCACCUCCAGAACAGCUCUGCUGCCACAUUCCCAGAUUUAACAGUGUGAAAGGUGGUACAAUAAUUUACAAACAUGGAAAGUUGCAUCAAAAUGUGUUAUUGCACCUUCUGUAUGAAAUAGGUAGCCCUGUUCAACAGACUGGAAGUGGUAGAGCAGCUGCUUGUGAAAAGGGUCCUCCGCAACCAAUGCUUGCCAUAAAAGGCGACUAUGCUUGAUGUCACUUGGCUGACGCAUGUCACUGUAUCCCAAAUGUGUGGAUCGUUGCUCAUGAUGUCAUUCACUGGACUGUCUGGUCCAGGCUUGAUUAUUUACAGACCACCGUCAUAUAGCUGGAAUAUUGCUGAUUGCUGCGUUAAACGUUUAACAGACAAACAAACCCAAACUUGUGAAAAGGUAGUAUACCUGCUAAUAAUGACUGGUGGUUUACCACUGAUAUAUGAAAACUGGCAUACAAUGGUCAUAUAUUAGAAUCCAACAUCUGAAAAGGUGGUAUAACGUCUAAUAAUGACUGGUGGUUUACCACUGAUAUAUGAAAACUGGCAUACAAUGGUCAUAUAUAAGAAUUCUACAUCUGAAAAGGUGGUAUAACUUCUAAUAAUGACUGGUGGUUUACCACUGAUAUAUGAAAACUGGCAUACAAUGGUCAUAUAUUAGAAUCCAACAUCUGAAAAGGUGGAAAACUUCUAAUGAUAUGUGGUUUACUGCUAACAUAUGACAAUUGGCAUACAGUCAUAUGUAAGUAACUUAAUCUGAUAAGUUGGUAUACACUCCAUUUCAUUAAAAGCAAAUGAUGCAGAAAACAGUUGUGGUCCAGAUGGAAGGAUAGGGGUGUCAACAAAGCGGAAGUGUUUAUUAAGUUCAGUUGUAAGAAUGAAUAACUCUUUUGCUCUUUGAUGUCAUUGCUGUGAAUCUAAUAUCAUAUGUUUAUCUGAUAAAUGAAAUAUAAAAUAAUAACUUGGAUACUGAUACACACACAUAUUUUGAAACCUUCUCAUCAGGACCACAUGUGUUUUAAGGCAAAAUGUAUGAAUAUUGUAAUACAGGAAAAAUAGUCAUUCUUUCUCAAGUUCUUUGGGUACUUGAUUAGAAUGCUGCUUAUUAAAAGGGCAUAGAAAUUGCAAGCUCAUUUAGAAAAAAAUUUUUUAAUUGAAUUUAGUAUUUACAUACAUGCUACUCAAAAGAAGUCAAAGAACACCUGAUUCUUUCAUAUUCCAUAAUGGAUCUGUCAUGACAAGACAUAUUUACCAUAAUAAUAUGAGUGUCUUUAGCAUCUUUUGAGUAGUGUUUAUGACAGUGUGAAAUGUGUUUCAAUGUAACGUUCAGUAUUCAUGAUCAGAGGAUUCUAAAACCUAAAACGAAUACUAGACAAAGCUAUUUCCACAAAACGGUUUAUUGUCAAAUUGAUGUUAAAUGUCAAAUUUAUUAUAACAACCCAAUCAAACUGUUGAACAAUACUACUGUUUCAUAGUUAAAUGUGUAUUCGGUCUCAUGGUGCAUAUUUCUAUUGUUUUCUGAUCUGCUUCAAGCAUUCACAAACAAUUCCAUAGGUUAAUUAUUUGUCCACUGGCCCAAAUAUAAACAUCUCCGUAUUCACGACAUUCUUAAUUAUCCAGUGUACCAGAUUUCUAUUCUAUUACGAUACGUAUUCUCUGGAUUCAUUCGCGAUCAUAGCUUCGUUUCGUUUAUCCUGUCAGUAACUAUAGUGCAGAAUUUUGGUACAGAGAUCUGUGUACUUGUCAUGAUGAAUGCUGCACACUGUGGCUGAAGUGAUAUCAAGCCCCAUGUCACCAAUAUGAAGUCACAAGUCUAUAGAAACUGCCAUAUAUCAAUGUUUGUUUUUUCCAACAAUAACGCGCAACUGAAGUAUUUUAAUCAUAUUAACCAUCCUAUUAUUUCAAUGACAUGCCACUUUUAGUGUCACUUUUUACUUUGCAAAUAGGGAAUAAUACAUAAUUUGGCAUUUUUAUUGUACGUUUGUUUCUGCUUUUUAAAAUAGUAAACUGUUUUCAUAAUGCAACCUCCGAAUAUGAUUUUUUUAUCUCACAUGCUACACCUACCUACCAACCAACAUAUGUUAAGUUUUGUCAAAGAUU